This is a messenger RNA of Melanotaenia boesemani (Boeseman's rainbowfish), 1124 nucleotides long. RefSeq names its product methyltransferase 1, tRNA methylguanosine (gene mettl1). Gene Ontology annotation, molecular function: tRNA (guanine(46)-N7)-methyltransferase activity. NCBI's taxonomy places the organism in Eukaryota, Metazoa, Chordata, Actinopteri, Atheriniformes, Melanotaeniidae. Gene Ontology annotation, cellular component: tRNA methyltransferase complex. The record is from RefSeq and is a predicted model, not a curated record. Bases 144 to 869 code for a protein of 241 amino acids. The transcript is spliced from 6 exons. Gene Ontology annotation, biological process: tRNA methylation; RNA (guanine-N7)-methylation.
UGACGUCAAACUGGCGCGACUGAAGGUAUAGUCAGAAACAAACGUGAUCGUUUGGGGAGCUUAUGUUCAGAUGUGAAUGUUUGUAAUUAUUUAAUAACCGGAGGUACAUAUCGUUGGGAGCAACGUCUUCAUAUCAGUCCACAAUGAGUUCGUCAAUGCCGCAGAAACGUUACUACAGACAGCGAGCUCAUUCAAACCCGAUGGCGCACCACACGUUUGACUAUCCGGUGUGUCCAGAGGAAAUGGACUGGUCCAAGCUUUAUCCAGAUUUAAUAACUGGCAACCUGUCCGACAAAGAAACCCCACAAGUCGAGUUUGCAGACAUUGGAUGUGGGUAUGGAGGACUUUUAGUGGAGUUAUCUCCACUCUUCCCAGAUAAACUCAUCCUUGGUUUGGAGAUCAGGGUGAAAGUCUCAGAUUAUGUUCAAGACCGUAUCCGGUCACUGCGUUCCUCCAACCCAGGAAGCUUCCAGAACAUCGCCUGCCUUCGCAGCAAUGCAAUGAAAUACCUCCCUAACUUCUUUUUCAAAGGGCAGCUCAGUAAGAUGUUCUUCCUCUUCCCUGACCCUCACUUUAAGAAGACCAAGCAUAAAUGGAGGAUCAUUAGUCCCACUUUGCUAGCAGAAUACGCCUACACACUGAGAGUUGGGGGUUUGGUGUACACUAUAACAGAUGUGGAGGAGGUCCACCUCUGGAUGGUGAAGCACUUCAUGGAACAUCCGCUGUUUACACGUGUCGCAGAUGAAGAACUGGUUGAUGAUAUUAUCACAAGUCGUUUGGGUACGUGUACAGAGGAGGGGAAAAAAGUGCAGAGAAAUGGAGGGAAGAAUUUCCUCGCAGUUUUCCGGAGGAUUGAAGAUUCACCCUGAGACAAAAUACUCUGGACUUUCUGAAAUUUGGGUCUCAUAAACUUAUCUGUUCAUGGAGGGUAACACUGCUCAGUGAACCUGCAGUCAGUUAUUCGCCAAACAGAUGAACAUCAAAGGUUUUUUUUAUUUUGUUUUGUAUACUUGUGUAAAGGAAGAAACUAUUUUACAGGAUGACAGAUUUUUUUUUCUAAGCUUUUUCUCAUAAGAUAUUUAAUUUCUCAGUUUACAAGAGAAAUAAAUCAUUUAAAGAUUUAA